AUGGACAAAGAACAGGACCCUAUCGAAUCCCAAACCGAUGUACUCAUCGUCGGCGCCGGUCCAUCCGGCCUGAUGGCAGCCUACUGGAUGGCCCGCUUUGGAGUCAACGCACGUAUCAUCGACAAGCACGAGACAGAAGUAUUCGUAGGCCACGCAGAUGGGCUUCGUCAACGCACACUGGAAUUAUUCGAUAGCAUGGGUUUCCAACAUCGUGUCCUUCAGGAGGGGUCUAUAUCCUUCGAGGCGAACAUCUGGGUCCCCGGUCCACAGGGAAAGAUUAUACGACACGGUAUAAUGAACAUUGGCAAGGUCGAUGAAUCGCCCUUUCACAAUACACGGUUGAACCAGGGUCGCCUUGAACGAUUCAUGCUUGAUAGUAUUCGGGAGACCUCUGACCUUGAAGUGGAGCGGAGUGUGCUCGCGGAGUCUUUGGAAUACGACGAGAACUUGGAGAAUGACCCAAAUGCGUAUCCCAUUACGGUCCAGGUUCGGGUUCGCAGCAAGGAUGAGUCGAAUCCCUCCAGUGGACGGAAAAGCGCAGCUGAAUCCGAGAGCACCCGCAAUGGGAUACUCCCUGAUAAACGCACUGGUCUGGUCGAGCACAGGAAACCAACAAAGACGAAGGUCGAGACGAUCAAGGCUAGGUACCUGAUCGGUUGUGAUGGUGCCCACAGCUGGACCAGAAGACAGCUGGGUAUCCCCACCGAAGGCUCCGACACGGACCACAUCUGGGGCGUGGUAGAUGUGGUACCACUCAGCGACUUCCCGGACGUCCGCCGCGUAUGCGUCGUAACCAACGCCGCCGGCACGAUCCUCGUAAUUCCUCGCGAGCGCAACCUAGUCCGCUUCUACGUCCCCGUUCAAGUCUGCGAAGCCGGCGCAACCGACCGCUUCGACCGCUCAACAAUAACGCCAGACGUCAUCCGAUCACGCCUCCAAGCCAUCCUUGCCCCCUACUCCUUCGACUUCAAGAUAUGCGAUUGGUGGACGGCAUACCAAGUCGGACAGCGAAUCGCGACGCAGUCAACAAAGGGAAACCGGAUCUUCCUUGCCGGCGACGCUGUUCACACACACUCGCCGAAGAUGGGUCUCGGCAUGAACAUGAGCAUGCAAGAUGGGUUCAACAUCGGGUGGAAGAUUGCACUUUCUGUGGCUGGAGCGCUUAGACCUGAUGUUUUGCAGACCUAUGCAUUGGAGAGACAUCCGCUUGCUGAAAUGCUGCUCGAUUUUGAUCGGCAUUGGUCGCCUAUGUUUACCGAGCGGAAGGAUAAUGUGUCGGAUGCAAAGGCUAAGGAGAUAGCUGCUAUUGCGGGGAUGUUUGAGGACUUUGCGGAUGGGUGGAAGGUGUUUUAUCCGCCUAGUUGUCUGGUUUGGAAGAGUGAGGGUCAGGAUGAUGGGCCUCCAUUUGCCAGGCACAUGAUUCCCGGGGAAAGGGUGCGGCCUGCUAAGAUCCGCAAUCAGGCUGAUGGCGUUACACAGUGGACGACGCGGGUCUUGGAGAGUGAUGGACGGUUCCGGAUUCUUGUUUUAGCUGGGGAUGUGCUGAAUCCUAUGCAGAAGAGACGCGUUGAGAUCUUGGGACAGGUCCUGGCAGGGAAGUCGGAGUUGGGUGCUUCGCCUUUGGACCGAUAUGUGACGGUACCUGGGCGAUUCAAGAGCCUUGUGGAUGUAUUCACCGUUCACACUUCCCCGUGGAAAGAGGUGGAGUUCUUUGAUUUCCCGGAGGCUCUGCGUCCCUUCGACCAAUUCCAAGGGUGGGCAUAUAGCAAGAUCUGGUGUGAUGGUCCCUGUGAUGUCGAUAGAUAUUGUGAUGGAGCUGCAUAUGAGAAGUGGGGUGUGGACCGAGUUCUUGGAGCGCUGGUGGUUAUUCGCCCCGAUCAAUACAUCGGAUGGGUCGGUGAACUUGGAGAUGUGGCGGAACUAACGCAGUACUUGGACGGAGUCCUUGUCAAAAAGCCAACCGAUGGGGCCAAGCUACCUGCAGAGAAUCUCAAGAUCGAGGAGGGCUACGCAGCAGAGUAA
Messenger RNA from Penicillium bovifimosum, 2022 nucleotides. RefSeq names its product putative phenol 2-monooxygenase. Lineage: Eukaryota; Fungi; Ascomycota; Eurotiomycetes; Eurotiales; Aspergillaceae. The record is from RefSeq and is a predicted model, not a curated record. Gene Ontology annotation, molecular function: FAD binding. The transcript has 5 exons. Bases 1 to 2022 code for a protein of 673 amino acids.